CUGAUUGUGGGGCAAGGCUUUCAAUAUUCCAUUGUCAACCUUGCAGUCUGUCUGCAUCGUCCGUGCCUCGGACGACCUUCCUUUCGCAUCACCAACCCACCUGGCGAGCCUCAAGUUCGUUCUUGAAGCACGCCCGCCGGUCCUAAUCCCACAGCGCACCAGCGGAGCCGUUCGUUUCCUCGAAGCAAUCGCAUCAUCAACAUGCACCCGUCCUGAUGGAUUUGGCAAAGCAGCUGGUGCGCUCCUGCGUGCGCGCAUUCUACCAGCAGCCCAACUUUGACGUCCGCCACAUCCUCGUCAUUGACGCCCUGGUAAUCCACUCGGCGCUGCGCGACGAUGAUCUUGCAUACCUCCUUAGCAUGACGGCGUUGAAGGAUCUCCACAAGCUCUGCGCGAAGCUCAGGGAUGACCGUUUCCUGGCCAUACACGUACGAUCAGAGCUCAAGGAGGGAUCCGUCCGCCCCGUCAACCGAACCUACUACUACAUCGACUACAGACAGACGAUAGACUUCAUCAAGUGGAGAGUCUACAAGCUAGGGAAGGACAUGCAGGUGCCCACAGUACCCGCUAACGAGCGCAAAGAGUACGUCUGUCCGAGGUGCAAGGCAGAUUACACCCAGCUUGAGGUCCUCGACAACGUGAGCGCCCAGGGCUUCCUCUGCCAGCGAUGCAAUCACGUCCUCAAUCACGAAGCGGAGAGGACCUCGGCCGGACACGAGAAGGUCACCCGGCUCAACAACCAGUUGAAGUUCAUCACCGACUUGCUGCUCCGCAUCGACAGUGUCGUUGUCCCAGACAACAACUUUGACUUUGCGAUCCAGGCCGCCCUGCCAGUCGUCAGAGAUGCCCAACACCAGGUCGUAAAGAGCACAGUCGUGGAACAAGCGAGACCUACCAGCGUCAAGGGCCUGGCUGAUACGGGCCCCAAAAAGAUCGACAUCAACAUCUCCAACUCAGAGGGCCCCUCGGAGGAGGAGAAGGAGGCCGAGCGGUUACGCAAGGAGAAGCUGGCGAAGCAGAACGAACUGCCAGAGUGGAUGUCAAGCAGCACGGUCAACGGGGCCUCAUUCUCCACCGCCGGAGCUGGAGGUGCCGCGGUCUCGAACGCCGACACGGACAAGGAGACGCUCAAACGGCCACAGGCGCUCGACGAGACAGAAGCCCAGAAGCUGAGCAGCUACAUGGAGAACCUCAAGCGGGAGCAGCAGGCAGCCCUCGCCGCGCAGCAGGACGAGUCAUCCGACGAGGAGGACGAGGGGGACUUUGAGGACGUGGUCGCGACACCACCGCUGAUCCCCGCUGGGACCGCGAUAAAACCUGCGCCUUCGCCCCUCCGACAGUCCAGUGUCCCGGUGGCCGUCAAGCGCGAGGCCGACACGAAUGGGUCGGGGAUCAAGCGCGAGAGCCCCGGGGACGACAGGCCCGUGAAGAAGGUCAAGGUCGAGGAGCCUGCAGACGAUGGGGACGACGAUGAGGAGGACAUGGAGUUCGAGGAUGUGUGAGAUGGGCUUACCCAGCAGGACGAAAGUACCCCAGGAUUGCUCAAUCACAUACACUCCAAUCGCAUGCACUAUUUCCAUAACCAUAAAUUUAAAAAAUGGUAAGAUGUCAUGUGGCUUGCCUGCCUCUGGUGUCUUUACAGGAGUCUGUCCAUGGGAAAUCGGUCUCGAGGAGGCUGACCCAUAGGGAAAUUGGUCUGGAAGGGGAGGUGGUAGAGAUACAGUGGCUGUGUAGCGGACACCGGAGCAAUUGUUGGAAAUGGGGGGUUCUUCGGCGGCGGUGGUCACACCCUGGUGGCGGUUAAACGGAACGCCAUGGCUAUCGACCGUUGAAUCACUUCACUACGAAGGGUAUGGAUCAAUCUUGAUUGUGUCGUCUUUCCAUAUUUGGGUUCAUAGUCGUGAAUAGUUGAUAGAUCGGUGGGGCAUCCAAGGGCACAGGCACACUGCAUAGAUCAACGUCGACGCAGAUUGACAUUCCAUAUGCGGAUAAUUAUCCUCUUACCCCAAAAACAGGACGAGUAAUAAGAGAGCAUUUGUUACCA
Molecule: messenger RNA, 2044 nt
Organism: Diaporthe batatas
Lineage: Eukaryota; Fungi; Ascomycota; Sordariomycetes; Diaporthales; Diaporthaceae
Product: transcription factor TFIIE subunit TFA1
Exons: 3
Coding region: 216-1502 (428 amino acids)
Biological process (GO): transcription initiation at RNA polymerase II promoter; transcription open complex formation at RNA polymerase II promoter
Cellular component (GO): transcription factor TFIIE complex
Source: RefSeq, a predicted model, not a curated record